Messenger RNA from Trichechus manatus latirostris (Florida manatee), 1392 nucleotides. It is a transcript of the gene PI16, whose product is annotated as peptidase inhibitor 16. Lineage: Eukaryota; Metazoa; Chordata; Mammalia; Sirenia; Trichechidae. Bases 1 to 1392 code for a protein of 463 amino acids. The record is from RefSeq and is a predicted model, not a curated record. The transcript is spliced from 7 exons. Gene Ontology annotation, cellular component: extracellular region.
AUGCACAGCUCCCACAGCCUCCUGCUGCUCCUGCUGCCGCUGCUGCUGCUGGCCACCACAGGCCCCGCAGGAGCCCUCACGGAAGAGGAGAAACAUUUGUUGGUGGAGGCACACAACUUCUAUCGUUCCCAGACCAACCCACAGGCCGCGAACAUGUUGAGGAUGUUGUGGGACGAGGAACUGGCCAUCUUUGCCAAGGCCUACGCUGAACAUUGUGUGUGGGCCCACAACCCUCAUCGCGGGCGGCGCGGCGAGAACCUGUUCGCCAUCACGGGUGACAGCAUGGACGUGCAGAUGGCUGUGGCAGAGUGGCACCGGGAGCGUGAUUACUACAACUUCACCACAGGUGCCUGCCAACCUCGACAGAUGUGCGGCCACUACACACAGGUGGUCUGGGCCAAGUCAGAGAGGGUUGGCUGUGACUCCCACUUGUGUGCUAAGCUCCAGAACGUUGACGAUUCCAAUGUCCACUUUCUGGUUUGCAACUAUGUGCCCCCGGGGAACGUGAUUGGGCAGAAGCUCUACGAGGUAGGGCCACCGUGCUCCGCCUGCCCCAAGGGCUACCACUGUGAGCAGUCUCUCUGUGAACCCAUCAGAGGUCCAGAAGAGCCUCAGGAUUUGCCUUCCCUGGUGACUGAGGCCCAGACCUCCCUGGCAACUGAAGCCUCAGGGUCUAGUAAAACCGAUGCCCCUUCUUCCCUAGCAGGCGAGGCUCCAUCCUUCUUGGUAACAGAGGACCCAUCUUCCCUGGCAACCAAGGCUUUGCCUACUGUAAAAACAGAGGCCCCAUCUACCUUAGCAACGAAAGAUACCCCCUCUAUGACAACAGAGGCCCCACCUUCCUUAACAAGUGAGGCCUCUUCCUUUUUGGCAACUCACAGCCUGCUCCCCUUGGAUGAGAGGCCAGUUACCUUCCCCAAAUCCACCCAUACUCCCCUCCCCAAAUCUACAGAUAAAGUGGCCAGUAGGACAAGUGCUCCCUCCAUGAGUUCAGAGAAAUCUCUGCACCCCAAGAUGUACCUGACAGGGACACAGCAGCCCCUACCCCAUGCCCAGGAGAAGGCUGAGGAAAAGGGCCCGCAUGAGUUGCCUCCACCAGAUGAGGUCCUGGCCUCAGUUUUCCCAGCUCAAGAUGAGCCAGAUGAGCUGCAGGCCACACUUGUCCACAUGGGGAACACCUCCUCCACGUCCCUGCCCAACUCCCCCAACACCUCUGCCAAUGCUAAUGCUAUAGAUGGGCACACCCUAGCCCUGCAGUCAUCCUUGCCAGGUGCAGAUCUCCCUGAAGGGCCUCCAAAACCCUCAAAGCUUAACUCAGCCCCUGGUUGUGUCUGGAACCCCCUCCUGGGACUGCUGCUACUGCUUCCCCUGGUGUGGGCUGGAAUCUUCUGA